AUGCUCUUUGAAUUGUUCCUCCUCGCACUCCGCGCCGCGAACGUCGCCACAUUUGUGUACGACGCGUACCAUUGGUAUUACGACUACAUUCCUGUCGUCAGGAAGGUAUGGGGAUACUAUGGCAUUGACGCCAUCGUCGCCAUUGUCUGCCUCGUAAUGGUGUUCAAGCACUGUACUGCCCGAGGCCGAAACGUCUGCCGCUUUGCGUAUCAUUACUACGCCGCCCGACACUUCCCCAAGGCCGCUCGGACGGAGGUCCUCCAACGCCUAGCCGUCAGCGCCUCCGCCGUCUCCCUCGCACACACCCAGUUCUUUGCAUGCACCGUCGCCUUCCAAGCCGUCGUCCUCAUUUUGGACUCCAACUCCGCCUUCUACGACCUCGGCUACAUCUGCGGCGCCUUCGCCUGCUUCACCUGGGGCUUCACCUCCACGCUCGUCGAGUUCCUCUACAAGUUCGUCUACGAGUUCUUCCGCCUCCUCUUCACGCGUCCAACCGCGUUGUUCACUCGCGGCGACCUUAUCGCGUUGGCCGCUGGGUGCAGCUUCUGGGCUUUUGCCGUCCACGUCAGCACGGGCCCUCAGCGCCAAUGA
Molecule: messenger RNA, 591 nt
Organism: Schizophyllum commune H4-8
Lineage: Eukaryota; Fungi; Basidiomycota; Agaricomycetes; Agaricales; Schizophyllaceae
Exons: 5
Coding region: 1-591 (196 amino acids)
Source: RefSeq, a predicted model, not a curated record